Adineta steineri is the source of this 816-nucleotide messenger RNA. The record is from the annotation of a GenBank genome assembly. NCBI's taxonomy places the organism in Eukaryota, Metazoa, Rotifera, Eurotatoria, Adinetida, Adinetidae.
AUGGCUACUGCUGAAACGGAUUAUUAUUGUCAUAAAUGCCAAGUACACAUAGGACCUGUGACGAAUUUUGAAUGUCCACAUUGUAAAGAAAGUUUUAUAGAAGAAGUUCCUCCUGAACAUCCAUUAUCUCAAUCUCAAACACGUCAGAAUAGAAGAACACAAUAUCACACUUCACUACCAAUGAGUAAUACAACAAUAUUUAUUGGUGGUGGUGGAAAUAAUCCAACACACAAUACAGCUCAUCUAAAUGAUAACACAGAUAUAGGAACAUUUUUUCAAACAGUUCUUGCACAACUUGCCGGUGGAUUAGUUGGUGGUGGUGCAUCACAAUCUCCAUUUUUCAUGCACAAUGGUGGUGGAGCAGGACUUCUUGAUACGAUAAAUCUCGAUGCAUUUCUUACUCAAUUUCUAAAUCAAAUGGGAGAAAAUGGUGGUCCAGCACCAGCAUCUGAAAAUCGUAUAAAUACUAUUCCAACAGUGAAAGUUACAGCUGAACAAGCACGUGAUAGUUUGCAGUGUGCUAUUUGUAUGGAUGACUUUAAAGAGAAUGAUGAAGCUAAACGUCUUCCUUGUUCACAUCAUUUUCACGAAGAUUGUAUAUCACGAUGGCUUCGAAUGCAUGGAACAUGUCCAACAUGUCGUGUAACAUUAGAUGGUGAUAAUACAAGUAAUCGUGAAUAUUAUAAUCUUUUCUCAAAUCAACAACAACAACAAUCACCUUCGUGGAAUAAUAAUAAUAAUAAUAAUCGUCGAAAUGAUGGAGAUAAUAAUGGAUCUAGUUCGGGUGCUGGAUCAACUUUACUUGAUUUUGAUUAA